UAGUUAUUUAUUUAACUUGAAAUUUGUGAACUCUAUUUUAUUACUAAAUAUUUAUACAUUUUUAUUAUACAACAAAAUGUCGAAAAAUCGUUUUGUGAGCGAUUCAUCACGGGGCAUAUUCGAUGAUGUAGAUGAUGUGGAUGACAAUGAAUUCUUAUCUCGUGUCCGACCUAAUUUAGGUUAUAGAAAUGAUUUAAUGGGUAACAAUUAUGGAAAUCAAGAAUUUGAAAAUGCAAAUCGACAAAAACAACAAGUUAUUGAAACUACAAGGGAUGUAGAACAAAGAACUUUAAAUUCAACUGAAAGGACGCUACGUUUACUUAGAGAGUCAGAAAAUAUUGGUGCAGCUACAGCCGAAGAAUUAGUAAGACAAAGAGAACAAUUGCAAAAUACCGACAGACGACUUGAUGAAAUUAAUUCAAACCUUCGUGUUAGUCAAAAACAUAUACAAGGCAUUAAAAGCAUUUUUGGAAGUUUUAAGAAUAUGCUUAGUGGUAAAUCCAAUUUACCUCCAUCAAAUACCCCAACUGAAAUAGAGUCAAGUAGAUCACCAUUAACAAAUGAAGUGCGUAGAAGUACGUUAAGUGAAACCUUAACUCAAGCAAAUUCUAACAUAAAAUCCAUGGAACAACAUCCUGGUUUAAAAAUAAGAGGUUUGGUAGACGAUGAAUUAACUACUCCAACCAAUGUACAAUCUACAUUAGAUAAUAAUUUGGAUCAAAUUCUUGGAUCAGUAACUAGAUUAAAAGGUUUAGCAUUGGGACUCGGCGAAGAAAUUGAUUCUCAAAAUGAUCUAGUUGAAAACAUUCUUGGUAAAGCAGACAAAGCUGAUAUAAAUAUGGAACGGCAAAACAAAGAAUUAAAUCGUAUUUUAAAAAAAUGAGCAACAUUCCCAUUAAGUUAAAUUUCUUUUUUUAGAUUUUAUCCUCUAUUGAAGUUAUUUAAAAUACUGUACCUACCAUAUUUGUAUUUAAUCUUUUUUUUUAUGUUACCAAUCAUUUAUUUAAGCUAUGAUAGUUUAUAUUUGUAGUCAUUCCUCAUUUUAAUUGUUGUAAUCUCUUAAAUAUCUAAUGUCAAUUGCAUUUUUUUUCCUGUAUAUGCAAUUUAUAUCUAUUAAAU
This is a messenger RNA of Sipha flava (yellow sugarcane aphid), 1119 nucleotides long. RefSeq names its product synaptosomal-associated protein 29 (gene Snap29). Bases 77 to 883 code for a protein of 268 amino acids. The record is from RefSeq and is a predicted model, not a curated record. Gene Ontology annotation, molecular function: syntaxin binding; SNAP receptor activity. The transcript has 5 exons. Gene Ontology annotation, cellular component: plasma membrane; SNARE complex. Lineage: Eukaryota; Metazoa; Arthropoda; Insecta; Hemiptera; Aphididae. Gene Ontology annotation, biological process: exocytosis; synaptic vesicle fusion to presynaptic active zone membrane; synaptic vesicle priming.